GCGAAGUAGAGACACGUAUUUGAAUUUUGCUGGCGAAUUUUAUUUUAUUAAAAUUAUUAGACUACAGUUUUGAACACAAAAAGUUUCAAAUGUGUUAAUACCUCACCUCAGUGCAGUCAGCAGCUGUUUUCUCUACAAUAUUCUCACACAUAAGCACAUAACUGCAAGUCACUGUCAAGCACAACACAAACAAUAAUGGAUCUCCUGUCAAAACUCCAAAAGGAAAUGAACAGUAUGAAGGAACUUUUCAAUUCACGGAUGGCUACUUUUGAGAACUCCAUUUCCACUCAGGCACCAGCACCUCCAGCUGUCCGGGACGACUUCAACAGCUUCAAAGAUUUUAUAGGAAAAAUGGUCUCGGGCCUGCAGAAUCAAAUGGAUAUAGUCUUGAAGACUUUGGAGGAGAUGGAGACGCGCUCUCGGGCUGGAAUAUUAUUGCUACACGGAGUCCCGGAGGCUGAGGGUGAGAUAGCCCCAUCUAAAAAUACUUCCAUGUAUAGCAUUUCGCUGAAAGUGACAGACAUUUGUCAAAAUAGGCUUCAGCUGAGUGACAUCACAACUAACUCAUUUGUUAGUUGCCACCGACUUGGUAAGAACAAAGCAGCUUCCAAACCUAGGGCAAUAUUAAUCAAAUUUUCCUGCUCCAGAACCCGGGAUGUUGUGUGGGCUGCCAAGAAGCUCCUUAAAGGGUCUGGCUUCACUUUAUCAGAGUUUCUAACAAAUACCCGGCAUGCUGUGUUUCUUGAGGCCAGGCGUAUCUACGGAGUCAAAGGUAGUUGGACCAGCGAUGGCCGGAUUGUUGUAGUAUGCCCAGAUGGUUCACGACAUAAAAUAACAACUAUGGACGAGCUUCGUGCACUGCCCUUGCCCUCUGAUGCCAAUGGGGCCGCCCUAAAGUCCACUGCGAGUGUUGGUGCAGAGGCCAGCGGUGAACCCGUGCUGCCUAACGCUGCCAACGCAACUUCCGCAGCUGCAGCACGCAGGGUUCUUCCAAAUCGAGGCACGCGGAAAUGAAGCCUCAACGCUGGUAGUACAGUGAUAUUUGCGGUUCCUCAUUGUUAUAGCUGAUUUGCUCUGUUAUCAACUUUCACUCUGCCAUGUGAGCACCUUUACUCAGCAAAUACUUGCAAAGUUCAACUUGUACCGGAUAAUACGUCACAUUUAUUUUAAUUUGCAUUGUAACAUAAUUAUAUUGAAGGUUGGGCGAUAAAUUUUGUUAUUUUGUUUGCGGGGAGUUUGUAAGUGUCACUAACGUCAUUGUCACUUCACUAGUGUCAUUUUGACAAGUUACGUUCCGUUUCUCACUAUUGUUUUGUUUUGUAUGUCGUUUUUCAAUUUACGUAUCUGUUCUAUUGUGUUAAAAUUUUUGUGUGACUGUAUUCAACUACUUAAUUAACACUCAUACUCAGAACGCAUAUUCAGUAUAUUUAGUAGCUUUAAUUAUUUUAUUCGUUAUGUAAACCAGCUGCUGGCGAGUAUUUGAGGUGAAUUGUGGAGUUUAGGCGUAGUAUUUUCGCAUGCAACUAAAUAUUUACAUUUUAAGUAUAGUUAUAUA
Messenger RNA from Cydia splendana, 1555 nucleotides. RefSeq lists its product as uncharacterized. NCBI's taxonomy places the organism in Eukaryota, Metazoa, Arthropoda, Insecta, Lepidoptera, Tortricidae. The coding region runs from base 196 to 1014 and encodes 272 amino acids. The record is from RefSeq and is a predicted model, not a curated record. The transcript is spliced from 2 exons.